AUAUACUGGUGUGAUUAGUCUCUAUCAGCACAUAGAGGAGAGACAUCAGAGCAGGGUGAGUAAAGACUCUACUUUCAUGUUCAUUUGUAAACAGACUAGUUUCUCUUCCUUUAGCAUUUUUGUUUAACCUAGUGCAUGUAGAAUCUCAUUUAUGUCAGUCAAAUAAGUUUUGACAACGUGUUUGCUUUUGGACACAAUAACAGAAACAACUGGCAAUCCAAAAACAAUAUUGUAUGAGGAAAAAACUACCUGUAGAGAAGCUUUCCUUGUGUCAGAGGGAUGUUUUGAUUCUGAAUAUUCUGUGUACUGGGCACAUGGUUGUAGAUGAUUGUUUUAACUGAUUUUUUUUUUUUCAAAGCUAGUGGGGGUGACUCAGCCAUAAAGGUUUAUUUAUGAUUAUCAAUGUGAACCAAAACAGAGCAAAGAUGAAGUGGAGUCUGUUUCUGCUCAGUCUGAUGGGUCAGUGUUUUCUCUCCACAUGUCGCCUCUAUGAGUACCACUAUAUCAGUGAGAGUAAGACCUGGAGUGAAGCUCAGUCGUACUGUAGAGAGAAGUAUACAGACCUGGCCACAGUGUAUGACAUGACAGACAUGAAGAGACUCCUCGACUCUACAGAGAAUCAAGGUGAAGCCUGGAUUGGUCUGUGCAACAACCCAGGGAAAGAAAACAGGAAGUGGCACUGGUCUCUACCUGGGGUGGAGUACAAUGAGAGUGAGGCAAAAUACCUGGAAUCCCUGAACAAUGGUGAUGAUAAGAACUGUGUGUAUAUGGACGAAUCUAAGACAUAUAUGGCUAAGGAAUGUACUAAAGAACUGAAUGAAUUUAUCUGCUACGAUGAGAGGAGGAAGUCCACUAAAACAUUCCACUUAAUUAACAAUGAGAAGACCUGGCCACAGGCUCAGAACUACUGCAGAGAACAUCACACAGACCUGAUCAGUGGAGUCCAUCAGUUAGAAGAUGAAGAAUUCAAGACUCAGGGAAAGUCUAAGAGGUUAUGGAUCGGCCUGUUCAGAGACACCUGGAGGUGGUCAGAUGAGAGCAGUUUCUCCUUCAGAUACUGGGAUCUCGAGUUGUUUAAAGAUGAACGUAACAAGAAAUGUGCUAUGACUGUGUUAGAUAGAUCAGGAAGAUGGAGCUCUGAUGAAUGUAAUAAAAGCAAAACCCUUCUUCUUACUGCAGAGAAAACCACUACUGACCUGGUCUCCAUCACUAACCCUGACCAGCAGAGAUGGGUCCAAGAGAGAGCCAGGAAGGCUUCAACUCCUUUUGUCUGGUUGGGACUGCGCUACACCUGCACUCUGGAUUUGUGGUUCUGGGUCAAUGAUCAGUUGGUCUGCUAUGAUAAGUGGGCCCCAGGGCAAAACACCGAGAGUUGUUACACAUCUGCAGCCAUGGAGAAAGAAGCACCACAUCAGUGGUUCCAUAAGGCUGAUACUAAUACAUUUAAUUUCAUCUGUGCUGUCAGAAAAAUGUAAAAGUCACCCUAACACAGUGACAGAUGUUUUACUUCUGGUGUACUUUUCUUAACUGCAACAAGCUCACACUGUGUACAGUCUGUUCUCUGGGUUUAUUGAACAGCAAUAUGAUGUAUGAGUUACUAACAGAGUUCAGAUUAGACACUGAGACAAAGUAGCUACACUAAAGUAAACAUGUUUUCUGUCUGCUUGUCCUGAACCAGGAACAGGACACUUCUCAUUAUAGCUAGUGUCAGAUAACAGUGGUAAUUUUGAAAAUCUGUUUUUAUCUGUUCUUAUAUUUUACUUAUCUUUUGGGAAUUUGUUUUGUUUAGUUUUGUCUUGUGAAUCAUUUGCUUGCCUGUACAAAAAUUUGAUACUUUAAUUGUAUUGAUAUUUAGCUAUAUACAGUAUCUAAUUCACUGAAGCUAUUACCAUGAUUAAUCCAAAUAAAAUAAAAAAUAAAAAUCA
This is a messenger RNA of Lates calcarifer (barramundi perch), 1925 nucleotides long. Its product is annotated as C-type mannose receptor 2. NCBI's taxonomy places the organism in Eukaryota, Metazoa, Chordata, Actinopteri, Centropomidae. The record is from RefSeq and is a predicted model, not a curated record. The transcript is spliced from 4 exons. The coding region runs from base 393 to 1475 and encodes 360 amino acids.